This is a messenger RNA of Urocitellus parryii (Arctic ground squirrel), 2510 nucleotides long. It is a transcript of the gene Casq2, whose product is annotated as calsequestrin 2. Gene Ontology annotation, biological process: regulation of cardiac muscle contraction by regulation of the release of sequestered calcium ion. Lineage: Eukaryota; Metazoa; Chordata; Mammalia; Rodentia; Sciuridae. Gene Ontology annotation, molecular function: calcium ion binding. Gene Ontology annotation, cellular component: sarcoplasmic reticulum lumen; Z disc. The record is from RefSeq and is a predicted model, not a curated record.
CGCAUGUGUGCAAGAGUCUUGGCUCUUUGUCCUGAGCCCAAGAUUACACAGCUCCUGGGACCCAAGGAGGUCAGGAGAGAUCACCUUCUCUCUGCUCCCUACUUGGCUCACCAAAGCCUUCAAGAGUUUUCCAUCCUUUCUCCGGCACACAAUAUUUUGGGGAAGCAGAAACAAAACUCUUCCCAAUGAAGAGAACUCACCUGCUUGUUGUGGGGGUCUAUCUACUGUCCUCCUGCAGGGCAGAAGAGGGGCUUAACUUCCCCACCUAUGAUGGCAAGGACCGGGUGGUGAGCCUUUCUGAGAAGAACUUCAAGCAGAUUUUGAAGAAAUACGACCUGCUCUGCCUCUACUACCAUGAGCCAGUGUCUUCAGAUAAAGUGGCACAGAAACAGUUCCAACUGAAGGAGAUUGUGCUGGAGCUUGUGGCCCAGGUCCUGGAACAUAAGGAUAUAGGCUUUGUGAUGGUGGAUGCCAAGAAAGAAGCCAAGCUUGCCAAGAAACUGGGUUUCAAUGAAGAGGGAAGCCUGUACAUUCUCAAGGGGGAUCGCACAAUUGAGUUUGAUGGCGAGUUUGCAGCUGAUGUCUUGGUGGAGUUUCUUUUGGAUGUGAUCGAAGACCCGGUGGAGAUCAUCAAUACCAAGCUGGAAGUCCAGGCCUUCGAACGCCUCGAGGACCAGAUCAAACUCCUUGGCUUUUUCAAGAGUGAAGACUCAGAAUAUUACAAGGCUUUUGAAGAGGCAGCUGAACACUUUCAGCCUUAUAUCAAGUUUUUUGCCACCUUUGACAAAGGGGUUGCAAAGAAAUUGUCCUUGAAGAUGAAUGAGGUCGAUUUCUACGAGCCGUUUAUGGACGAGCCCGUGACCAUCCCCAACAAACCUCACACAGAAGAUGAGAUUGUGGAGUUUGUGAAGGAACACCAAAGACCUACUCUCCGUCGYCUGCGCCCAGAAGAUAUGUUUGAAACAUGGGAGGAUGACUUGAAUGGGAUCCACAUCGUGGCCUUUGCAGAGAGGAGUGACCCAGAUGGCUAUGAGUUCCUGGAGAUCCUGAAACAGGUGGCCCGGGACAACACUGACAACCCUGACCUGAGCAUCGUGUGGAUCGACCCAGAUGACUUUCCUUUGCUUGUUGCUUACUGGGAGAAGACUUUCAAGAUUGAUCUAUUCAAGCCACAGAUUGGGGUGGUGAAUGUGACAGACGCGGACAGUGUCUGGAUGGAGAUUCCAGACGAUGAUGACCUGCCCACAGCGGAGGAGCUGGAAGACUGGAUUGAGGAUGUGCUUUCUGGAAAGAUCAACACUGAAGAUGAUGACAACGAAGACGAAGAUGAUGACGAUGAUAACAACAAUGACGAGGAGGACGAUGAGGAUGACGAUGAUGAUUCUGAUGAAGAGGAGAAUGAUGACAGUGAUGAUGACGAUGAUGAAUAGCUCCGACUCCAAGUGAUUCUGGAUGAAGACAAAAAUCCCAGCCACCUCCAACCACAUGAUGGCCAGGGUGGCCGAGAGCAGCCCCGCCUCACACCUAGCCGACUCUGUUCCUUUUCCCAACAAUGUCUCCCACACCAUCAGGAGCAGUACAGUUCAGCAGACGCCUUUUCAAAUCCAGCAGUCCAACUCAGCAGGUGACAGGAGAGGCAUGUUMCAUGUUGACCUGUCCUGACUGUCACACAACAGUUCUGGUUCUUUCCUAGACCAUCCAGGGUCUCAGCCAUGCCUGAAUCUGGCAGUCUGGGCAGAACCAUCUCCUAACACCUCUCCUUAAGUUUACUUGUCACCUUUGACUGUGCCGGUAACAGACAUGACCGUUGGCUAAUUCACAAGCACGGUGUGACCUUGUCAUCAGAGCCCAGGGAGGGCACACUAUUUAUCAAUUCAGCUCUCAGACCUAGAACAACGGUGGACUCUGACUGGAGCCCUUGGAUGGCUAUUGAGAGGCCUCGGGACUUCUGUUUGGGUGUCACUGUCAUUUCUAGGCUGUUCGGAUGCUGGGGCGGGAGGUUGCUUUGCUCUCUGAACUUCCUACCAGGUGACAAGUCUCACGUAUUCACCAGCAGUGGGGGAGAAGGGAAGAGACCGAAGGCUCAGAGGCUCUUUAUUUUUCUCCUGGGAUUGGGCUCAUGUCUUUGCGUGGAUCAGUUGGCCCCUUAGUCUGAGCAGGGCAUUGAAUACCCCUUCUCUGUGCUGCUAGUGAGCCUCCCCAUGUAAAGGUCGCUUUAUCCAGUGGUCAAUUUAUCAGCACUCCCACAGUUGACCAGGGCAAUAAAAUAAUUGGAGUUCAUAAUGAUGCCCUGAGGCCAUGGGGAAACGGGUGGAAAGAAAAAAACAAGACCCAAAGUGCCUUCUGAACUGUCUGAAAGUUACGUUAUGCUUGAUAGGUUUAGUAUUCAGUGUGCAGUACAAUUUCUAAUUUAUUUUCUCAAUCUGUUAACAAAUAUAAGAUAGUACGCAAAUUUUUUGAAAUUAGGGCAAUCUUUUUGUGGAAUAGUAGUAACUAAUGGUCAUUAAACU